GAGCGAGCCGAGGAAGACGCUCCGAUAACCCGUGCGUUUCCUAAGGCUCCGAGCACUUGUACAUUUCUGCAGGCGCGCGGCGAGCCAUUCGCGGCUGCUGCUGCAGCUCCGGCUGCAUCUUUUCCUCCUCCUCCUCCUCCUCCUCCUCUUCCUUCUUCCUCCAGCUCCGCGUGUGUGCGUGUGCGUCUGCCCCAGUGUGUGUGAGUGUGUUUUGCAGGUGUGUCCGUUUUAAUUCUACCCAGUAGGUGGGACUUGGUGACUUUAGCACCAAUUUUUUUUUUUUUUUUCAUUAUCAUUGCUUUCCCACCGUCUGUGGCAACCCUGCAAAGUCUCGGAGUCGGAGAGCGCGCCUCGGUUCCAGAGCCCCUGGACCUUGCAAGCCGGCAAGCGCCGAGCCGGCCACCAUGCCCGGCAGACCGCGCCACUAGGCGCUCCCCGCGGCUCCUACCCGGCGGCGGCGGCGGCGGCGGCGGCGGCAGCGAUGGUUUCAGACGCUGAAGGAUUUUGCAUCUGAUCGCUCGGCGUUUCAAAGGCAGAGGCCCCCCUCCCCCUUUCCCCUCCCUCGCCGUCUUUGUUUCCUAACCCCCCCUUUGCUCUCCCCACUCCCCCCACCCCACCCCCCUCUCCUCUCCUCCUCCUCCUCCUCUUUUUUAGAAGCAGCGAUCGGAGAUGGAUGUGUCUCUUUGCCCAGCCAAGUGUAGUUUCUGGCGGAUUUUCUUGCUGGGAAGCGUCUGGCUGGACUAUGUGGGCUCCGUGCUGGCUUGCCCUGCAAAUUGUGUCUGCAGCAAGACUGAGAUCAAUUGCCGGCGACCGGACGAUGGGAACCUCUUCCCACUCCUGGAAGGGCAGGAUUCGGGGAAUAGCAAUGGGAACGCCAGCAUCAACAUCACGGACAUCUCAAGGAAUAUCACUUCCAUAAACCUGUCGAGUAACCGGCUCACCACACUCUCAUGGCAGCUCUUCCAGACGCUGAGUCUUCGGGAAUUGAGACUGGAGCAGAACUUCUUCAACUGCAGCUGUGACAUCCGCUGGAUGCAGCUGUGGCAGGAGCAGGGGGAGGCUAGGCUGAAUAGCCAGAGCCUCUACUGCAUCAGCGCUGAUGGCUCCCAGCUCCCCCUCUUCCGCAUGAACAUCACUCAGUGUGACCUUCCUGAGAUCAGCGUGAGCCAUGUCAACCUGACCGUCCGAGAAGGGGACAAUGCUGUCGUCACUUGCAAUGGUUCUGGAUCGCCCUUGCCUGAUGUGGAUUGGAUAGUCACUGGGCUGCAGUCUAUCAACACUCACCAGACCAAUUUGAAUUGGACCAAUGUACACGCCAUCAACUUGACCCUGGUGAAUGUGACGAGCGAGGACAAUGGUUUCACCUUGACGUGCAUUGCAGAGAACGUGGUGGGCAUGAGCAAUGCCAGUGUUGCUCUCACUGUCUACUACCCCCCACGCGUGGUGAGCCUGGUGGAGCCUGAGGUGCGGCUGGAGCACUGCAUCGAGUUCGUGGUGCGAGGCAACCCGACGCCCACACUGCACUGGCUGUACAACGGGCAGCCGCUGCGGGAGUCCAAGAUCAUCCACAUGGAUUACUACCAGGAGGGGGAGAUUUCUGAGGGCUGCCUACUCUUCAACAAGCCUACCCACUACAACAAUGGCAACUACACCCUCAUUGCCAAGAAUGCCCUGGGCACAGCCAACCAGACCAUCAAUGGCCACUUCCUCAAGGAGCCUUUUCCAGAGAGCACAGAUUUCUUUGAUUUUGCAUCUGAUGUGAGCCCUACGCCUCCUAUCACUGUGACCCACAAACCAGAGGAAGAUACUUUUGGGGUGUCCAUAGCAGUUGGGCUUGCUGCUUUUGCCUGCGUCCUCCUGGUGGUUCUCUUUAUCAUGAUCAACAAGUAUGGCCGACGGUCCAAAUUUGGAAUGAAGGGUCCUGUGGCUGUCAUCAGUGGUGAGGAGGACUCAGCCAGCCCACUGCACCACAUCAACCACGGCAUCACCACUCCCUCCUCACUGGACGCUGGCCCCGACACGGUCGUCAUCGGCAUGACCCGCAUCCCAGUCAUUGAGAACCCUCAGUAUUUCCGACAGGGACACAACUGCCACAAGCCAGACACGUACGUCCAGCACAUCAAGAGGAGGGAUAUCGUUCUGAAACGAGAACUGGGUGAGGGUGCCUUCGGAAAGGUCUUCCUGGCUGAGUGCUACAAUCUCAGCCCCACCAAAGACAAGAUGCUUGUCGCAGUGAAGGCUCUGAAGGAUCCCACCCUGGCUGCCAGAAAGGAUUUCCAGAGGGAGGCAGAGCUGCUCACCAACCUGCAGCACGAACACAUCGUCAAGUUCUACGGAGUGUGCGGAGACGGGGACCCGCUCAUCAUGGUGUUUGAAUACAUGAAGCAUGGAGACCUGAACAAGUUUCUCAGGGCCCAUGGGCCAGAUGCGAUGAUCCUUGUGGACGGGCAGCCGCGCCAGGCCAAGGGUGAGCUAGGGCUCUCCCAAAUGCUCCACAUCGCCAGCCAGAUUGCCUCAGGCAUGGUGUACUUGGCCUCCCAGCAUUUUGUGCACCGGGAUCUGGCCACCAGGAACUGCCUGGUUGGAGCCAACCUGCUAGUGAAGAUUGGAGACUUUGGCAUGUCCAGGGAUGUCUACAGCACCGAUUAUUACAGGCUCUUUAAUCCAUCUGGAAAUGAUUUUUGUAUAUGGUGUGAGGUGGGAGGACACACCAUGCUCCCUAUCCGCUGGAUGCCUCCUGAAAGCAUCAUGUACCGGAAGUUCACCACAGAAAGUGAUGUGUGGAGCUUCGGGGUGAUCCUUUGGGAAAUCUUCACCUAUGGGAAGCAGCCAUGGUUUCAGCUCUCAAACACAGAGGUCAUUGAGUGCAUUACCCAAGGCCGUGUCUUGGAAAGGCCUCGAGUCUGCCCCAAAGAGGUAUAUGACGUCAUGCUGGGGUGUUGGCAGAGGGAACCACAGCAGCGGCUGAAUAUUAAGGAGAUCUACAAAAUACUCCAUGCUUUGGGGAAGGCCACCCCAAUCUACCUGGACAUUCUUGGCUAGUGGUGGCUGGUGGUCAAAUAUUCAUACCCUGUUGCCUCCUCUCUCCCUGCCUCACAUCAUCCUUGUCCACCUCACAACUCCCUUCUUCCAUCCUUGAAGCAAACGUCUUCAUAUAAACUCAAGUGCCUGCUACACAUACAACACUGAAUUUAAAAAGAAAAAAAGAAAGAAAA
This is a messenger RNA of Jaculus jaculus (lesser Egyptian jerboa), 3215 nucleotides long. It is a transcript of the gene Ntrk3, whose product is annotated as neurotrophic receptor tyrosine kinase 3. Gene Ontology annotation, molecular function: neurotrophin receptor activity; neurotrophin binding; ATP binding. The coding region runs from base 670 to 3042 and encodes 790 amino acids. Gene Ontology annotation, cellular component: plasma membrane; axon; signaling receptor complex. The transcript has 16 exons. The record is from RefSeq and is a predicted model, not a curated record. Gene Ontology annotation, biological process: cellular response to nerve growth factor stimulus; regulation of phosphatidylinositol 3-kinase/protein kinase B signal transduction; cell surface receptor protein tyrosine kinase signaling pathway. Lineage: Eukaryota; Metazoa; Chordata; Mammalia; Rodentia; Dipodidae.